Molecule: messenger RNA, 2963 nt
Organism: Nyctereutes procyonoides (raccoon dog)
Lineage: Eukaryota; Metazoa; Chordata; Mammalia; Carnivora; Canidae
Gene: SP100
Product: SP100 nuclear antigen
Exons: 28
Coding region: 123-2822 (899 amino acids)
Biological process (GO): regulation of transcription by RNA polymerase II
Cellular component (GO): nucleus
Molecular function (GO): DNA binding; DNA-binding transcription factor activity, RNA polymerase II-specific; protein binding
Source: RefSeq, a predicted model, not a curated record
GUCAAUUCACAAACUUCCUGCUCUGGGCUUAGCUGCCACCGUGAACCAGGCCGCCCCAAAGCAGGGUCCGGAGGCCAUACUUGAGGCCCAGGCGGGGGCCCAGGGGGGCCCAGAGUGGAAACAUGGCCGAUUGGGAAAGAGACCUCAGUUCCAGGGCAACUAUAGAAGACCAGAACACUGAUGAGAGACUUGUCUAUGAGACUCUAUUCAAACACUUCAAAAGACACAAGGUGGAGAUUUCAAGUGCAAUAAAAAAGCCAUUUCCUUUCUUUGAGGGUCUCCGGGACCGUGAACUCAUCACCAAUAAAAUGUAUGAGGACUGUCAAGAGUCUUGUAGAAACCUGGUCCCUGUACAAAAAGUGGUGUAUAAUGUUCUCAAUGAACUGGAGAAGACAUUUAACCUGCCACUUUUGGAAGCAUUGUUCAGCGAGGUCAACGUGCAAGAAUAUCCCGAUUUAAAUGACAUUUAUAGGAACUUCGAACAUGCGGUCAAAGAGAAAAUUAAUUACCAAGAAAGCGAUGAAGAAGAGGUGGACGAGAAUCCUAAUAUCCAACUGAGCCUUGAACAAGGAACUGGUGAAAACAUAUAUCGAAGCCUGACCUGGCCAUGUCCACAAUCCUCAUCUCAUCACGGUACCACCUCACCUGAAAAUGGACCCUCGAAGAACCUCUGUGAAACAGAACAGAUUAAUGCAAACAGAAAAGAUACAACCAGUGACAAAAAUGAUGCACUAGAAAGCCAAGAAGCAAAUAAAGAGUGUGCCCAAGGAUCUGAGCUGGCAGAGUCCUGUGAACAAGCAUCCAUCCAAGUGUAUAAUGGAGAUAUAAGAGAAGACACACCCAGCCCUUUGCCCUGUGAUGGAGAAAGAGCAGAGCUACCCAACCAUGGAAUCCAAAUCAAUUCCUGUUCAGUACAUCUGGUGGAUAUAAAGAAGGAAAAGCCAUUUUUUAACUCGACAGUUGAACAGCAAGCCCAAGCAAGGACUAACUGUAACCAGGCAUCUGACAUAAUAGUGAUCAGCAGUGACUCUGAAGAAUCCAGGGAUGGAGAGGAGCUCCCAGAAGCCUCCACAUCAACACUGGAAAGCCAGCCUGACCCCGUGGAUUUCAGAAAAUCACCUAUCUCCCAAGAAAGAGUUUGGAAAGUAGUGAAAAGAUUUGGUGACUCUUCAGAGUCCAGUGAGGAAGAGGAGCCCAUGAGAGCCUCGAGCUCAGCACUGAGAAGCAAUCCUGAUGAGGAGGAUUCUGCGGAUAUUGGAAACAAAUCUUUUUGGGGAAUAAACAACAGGAAAAGACACUCCCUGGAUAACCAAAGGAACUGGAAGAAGAAGUACAUGCCAACAAGCGGAAAGGGGAUCAGCAGUGAUAACUUUUCAGAAUUACAUCGUGCAGAAGAAUCUCAGGAAUCUUCUAACUCAGUCCUAAGAAGUGGGUCAGGAGCAGAGUCCCAAGGACUUGGAAAUGAAGAGUGUUCAUGUGUCAUGUGUCUUUCGAAGGGUAUUUCAAGAGGCCAAGGAACAAGGACUGAGAAUAGCCAAGCAUCUGACACGAUGGAUACCAUGGAUAUUGGAAACAAUCCUACUUCGGGAAAACACAAUGAGAAAAUAAGAAAAAAGAGAAGACACAUACAUAAAAAAAACAAUCUUCAAAAAGUGAGAAGGAGAGGCAGACAUAGAAUCCAAAGUCUAAGUAGCAGAGCCCUAUGGAACAGAGGCAAACCAAAAGGGAGAAAAACAACCAACACUGGGCCUUUGAGAAGAGGCAGAAAAAGAGGUCCAAGAAUUCCCAGAGAUACACACAUGGAUUUUCACCGUCCAGAACUUCCUGUGACCUGUGGAGAGGCAAAGGGGAUUUUAUAUAAGGAGAAAAUGAAACAAGGAACCUCAGAGAAGUGUAUAAAGGGUGAGAAUGGAAGCUGGUUCACUCUCAGGGAAUUUGAAGUUGAAGGAAACCACUCACGAUCCAAGAACUGGAAGAUGAGUGUGAGAUGUGGCGGAUUUCCCCUGAAAAACCUGAUUGAGAAUAAAUACCUACCAGACCCGCCAAGAAGAAGAAAAAGAAGAAAGUCACAGAGAGAGAGAGAGAGGCAGAGACACAGGCAGAGGGAGAAGCAGGCUCCAUGCACGGGGAGCCCGACGUGGAAUUCGAUCCGGGGUCUCCAGUAUGGCACCCUGGGCCAAAGGCAGGCGCUAAACCACAGCGCCACCCAGGGAUCCAGCAACAACUUUUUUGACCCUUAUCCAGAAAACUCAAAUAUAUGUGAGGUUUGCCGUGGACCCGGAAAGCUGUUCUGCUGUGAUACUUGUCCAAAGUCCUUUCAUGAGACAUGCCACAUCCACCAUAUAGAUGCUAACAGGGACCCAUGGAGUUGCAUCUUCUGCAGGAUAAAGGCUCUUCAGAAAAAGUGUCCACAAAGCCAAUUAUGUCACCAGGCAUCUGAGGUCCUAAAGAGGCGGAUGGUACCUGAGGAACAGUUGAAAUGUGAAUUUGUCCUCUUGAAGGUCUACUGCUGUUCAAAAAGCGUCUUUUUUGCCUCAAAACCGCAUUACCAGAGUAGAGGGGCAUCUCAUGGCCCAAAGAAGCCCAUGUGGCUAAACAAAAUCAAGAAAAAGCUGAAUAUGAAACUGUACCUCCAUGUGGAAGGGUUUGUACGGGACAUGUGCCUCAUCUUUCAGAACCACAGGACAUUUUACAAGGACAACCAGAAAUUCAUCAAGCUGGGACUUCAGCUAGAGGCCAUAUUUGAGAAUACUUUCAAAAACACUUUUGCAAUUCAGGAAACAGGCGAGAACAGUUCUCAGUUGGAGCCCAAUCUUUCAUAAAAUAGCCAAUCCCCCUCCCCCCACCCCCCAUCCCCACCCUGCACACCCCACCCCCAGUCAAUUCCUCAGCAGCUACAUGAUGACACAUUGUGGUCCCUCCUACUGACUAUUCUGAUGUACAAACUUUUUCAAAAAUUUUUA